Molecule: messenger RNA, 7443 nt
Organism: Rhincodon typus (whale shark)
Lineage: Eukaryota; Metazoa; Chordata; Chondrichthyes; Orectolobiformes; Rhincodontidae
Product: DNA topoisomerase 1
Exons: 21
Coding region: 138-2453 (771 amino acids)
Biological process (GO): DNA topological change; DNA replication; chromosome segregation
Cellular component (GO): chromosome; nucleolus
Molecular function (GO): DNA topoisomerase type I (single strand cut, ATP-independent) activity; DNA binding
Source: RefSeq, a predicted model, not a curated record
ACUGGGACUUAGACGUUGUACAGGGGGUUGGAGCAGUUCAAUCUGAGGCAGGUCUUUGGUGUGUAUAGAACUCAACUCCUCACUAACUCCACAAAAAAAACCCUAUAGAAUAAUCAGAAAAGAAACAUCCUCCAAAAAUGAGCGUUGAUCACCUCUCCCAGCUCAAUACGGAUUCCCGCUUGAACGAUUCUCACAAGUCCAGCAAAAGUGAAGAGAAACACAAGCAUAAAGAGCACAAGCAUAAGGAGCACAAAUCAAAAGAUCGGGACAAGGAUCGUGAGAAAUCCAAGCACAGCUCCUCCAGUUCCAAGAAUCAUAGCAACAGUGAGCACAAAGAUUCUUCGGAAAAGAAACACAAAGAUAAGGAAAGGGAAAAAGACAAAGUAAAGCAUAAAGAUGGGAGCUCUGACAAACACAAACAUAAGGACAAGGAGAAAAGGAAGGAGGAGAAGGAUAAGAUCCAUUCUUCAAGUAGUGGUUCUGGAGAUAGAAUAAAGAAGGAGAAUGGUUUCACAAGCCCUCCUCGUAUAAAGCAAGAGCCAGACGAUGAUUAUAUCCCAUCCAUUAAGGUGGAAAACAAGCCAAUGAAGAGGCCCCGUGAAGAUGAUGAUGUUGAUUUCAAACCGAAGAAGAUCAAAUCAGAAGAUGUAAAGAAAGCCAAAAAAAGAAAAUCUGAAAUGGACAUGAAGAACAAAAAGUCAAAAGAUAAAGUGGAAAGUUCUGGACAGGGAAAGAAGAAGAAGAAAGAGGAGGAGGACAAAUGGAAAUGGUGGGAGGAAGAACGUUAUACAGAUGGUGUGAAAUGGAAAUUUCUGGAACACAAAGGACCAGUAUUUGCUCCACCCUAUGAGCCACUCCCAGAUAAUGUUCACUUCUAUUACGAUGGGAAACCUAUGAAGCUGAGCCCUCAGUGUGAAGAAGUUGCAACAUUCUUUGGUAAAAUGCUUGAUCAUGAGUACACUACAAAAGACAUCUUUAGGAAGAAUUUCUUCAAAGACUGGCGGAAGGAAAUGAAACCUGAAGAAAAGGCAGUCAUAACAGAUCUCAACAAGUGUAACUUUGAGGAAAUAAACCAAUAUUUUAAGGCCCAAUCUGAGGCUCGAAAGCAGAUGUCCAAAGAAGAGAAACAGAAAUUAAAAGAAGAAAAUGAAAAGCUUCUACAAGAGUACGGGUUUUGUAUAAUGGACAACCACAAAGAGCGGAUUGCAAACUUCAAGAUUGAACCACCGGGACUCUUCCGUGGCCGUGGUAACCACCCAAAGAUGGGCAUGCUGAAAAGAAGGAUCAGGCCACAGGACAUAAUCAUCAACUGUAGUAAGGACUCCAAGGUUCCAUCACCUCCUGCAGGCCAGAAGUGGAAGGAGGUACGACAUGACAACAAAGUGACUUGGCUAGUGUCAUGGACUGAGAACAUCCAGGGCUCCAUCAAAUACAUCAUGUUGAAUCCCAGCUCCAGAAUAAAGGGUGAGAAGGAUUGGCAAAAAUAUGAGACUGCUCGGACGUUAAAGAAGCAUGUUGACAAGAUACGUGCACAGUACAGGGAGGACUGGAAGUCAAAAGAGAUGAAGGUCCGGCAGCGUGCUGUUGCACUUUACUUUAUUGACAAGCUAGCUCUGAGAGCUGGAAAUGAGAAAGAAGAAGGUGAGACUGCAGACACUGUGGGUUGUUGCUCACUUCGAGUAGAGCACAUAAACCUGCAUGCUGAAGUUGAUGGUCAGGAAUACGUGGUUGAAUUUGACUUCCUGGGUAAAGACUCCAUCCGAUAUUACAACAAAGUGCCAGUGGAAAAAAGGGUGUUCAAGAAUCUUCAAUUAUUUAUGGAGAACAAGCAACCUGAAGAUGACCUUUUUGACCGACUCAAUACUUCAAUCCUCAAUAAGCAUCUCCAGGAACUAAUGGAUGGACUUACAGCUAAAGUAUUCCGUACCUACAAUGCUUCUAUCACCUUGCAGCAGCAAUUGAAGGAACUGACCAACCCGGAUGAAAAUGUUGCAGCAAAAAUACUUUCUUAUAAUCGUGCCAACAGAGCAGUCGCUAUCCUUUGUAACCAUCAGCGGGCACCUCCCAAAACAUUUGAAAAGUCGAUGCAAAACCUGCAAACCAAAAUUGAUGCAAAGAAAGAACAAAUUGGACUAGCCAGGAGAGAGCUGAAGGGUGCCAAAGCUGACUAUAAAGUUAGAAAAGAUGAAAAAUGUAGAAAAUCUGUGGAAAGUAAGAAGAAAGCUCUCCAGCGGCUUGAAGACCAGUUGAUGAAAUUGGAAGUUCAGGCUACUGACCGGGAAGAAAAUAAGCAGAUAGCUCUUGGGACUUCCAAACUCAAUUACCUGGAUCCUAGGAUCAGCAUCGCCUGGUGUAAGAAAUGGGGCAUCCCGAUUGAGAAGAUCUACAAUAAAACCCAACGCGAGAAGUUUGCCUGGGCCAUUGAUAUGGCUGAUGAAGACUUUGAAUUUUAACUAUUGAUGUGGCUGAAGCUGAGUGAGACCCGGCCUAAGCCACUCUGAGCUGGAGAAGAUACAUUUUUAUCUAAUGAGGAAAAAGGAAAAACUCUGUGGUUCCAUAGCUACUGUUUUAAGAGGAAGAAAAGCAAAACAAAUAUAUAUAUAUAUUCGCACUGAUUAGAUUGGUGCAUUUAUACUGUUAGAACCUUGCAAUAACUUUUUUUUAAAUUGAGAGCUGCAGUCCUGUUUUAAAAAUAAAAUCAGAGUACACCUGCUUCAAAACUGGUCACUGCUGAACCGUGGGGAAGAAUCAGGUGACUGUUCGGCCUGAACUAGAGACUGAAUGCUCACCAUCCUGUGUUUCUCUUGAAGGGGUUUUUUUGCUUUUAUCUUUUAACAUUUGUCACUGACCUCUGGUCUGAACCACCAAACUGGAAUGCGAAUCCAGGUCGAACAAAUGGUUUGGUUUGAUUUUUAACUGCGCGAAAUGAUUGUAUACAUGGAUUUAACAUGAGAAAGGUUUUAAAUUUUAACUAAAGGAUUGUUUGUAUAAAGAAUUUUUUCAUUUGAAAGGAGCAGUGGCAGAGCUGACAUCAAAUGUUUGAGGGUUGGGGUAAAAUGAGUUAAAUUCCAGAAUUGGGUUGAUUCAACCAAUUGAAGCUGAAGAGCCCUCAGCUGGCAACUGUGCCCUUCUGCGCCUAUAUUUAAGUGAUACACCCUGACUACUUUAUGGGGCCAGAGACAAUGUUGUGGAGGUUGGAGGUAGACAGUUGGGAAUUGAGGGCUCUAGGAAGCAUUGCACUUAUGACUUUUGAGCUGGUGAGUGCUGCCUUGGCUUGAUGUGAAGGCAAAACAGAUGCACAGAUCUGUAGGCCAGUCAGACGAGGAAUCCACUUUGUCCUCCACGGUUGCAUUCAGCAACACCUGGAGUGGUGGUGGCCCCUUUCCAUACCUAACUUGCUCUGCCGCUGGGAAUGUGUAUUGCAUUCUUUCCCUCACCACUGUAAAUUGAUUAUGCAUUUUGUUUUAAAUUGAUUUUGUUAUAUUUAAAUGCCUAUGCUGAAAUUUGUUUUUAAAAUUAAUUUUUAAUUGUUUGUUUUGAAUGGUACCCACUUUACUUGCAGGUAGUAAAAUGUUAUCAGGUGGGGAUUAAGGAACCCCUCCUCACUGGGCCUGCAAGAACUCCCACAAAUAAAUUUUGGAUCACUGGCCAGAAGAUUGGCUGAAAUGCAAAGACCUUUUUUUAAUUUUAAUUUUUUGUAGGGGGGGGGGGGGGGGAGGGAGUGCUCCAGUUGCUGUAUGAUGUAGUGCCUUGCAAGCCAUGUGUUUUGAAUAGUUAUGGUCUUUCAAUCUCCAGUUAUUGCUCUGCAAGUUUUUGAAUGUGAUUUCUUUUAAUGGAAUGUGGCAUGAGAGAGAUGUAUGUCAUGGCUACUAUUGGCUUGGUUCCAUUUGGUCUUUGAGCAUUUAACUGGUCAAAAGCAAUUUUAAAAUGUUAACUUUUUUCUGUUUUUAAAUUUUGAAGUUUUUAAAUGGACCAUCAAGAUUUUUUAAAGACAUUCCUUUCUUGAGGGAGGGAGGGGAAGCAAGAAUUCCCCCAAAGCACUACUUGAAAACUGUGAAACUGUACUGAUGUGUCAUGUGAUUUUCUGCACCUCCCAUGCUAGAGUAGCUAGCAGUCAAAACAAAAUGGCUGGGGUACUGGAUAUAGCUUCCAGAGCAUUUGAUAAGCAGUGACUACUUUUCCAGUCUGGUGUGUGCUUGUUUCUUGACCCUUUGGGUUUCCUUUUCUGAGACUGAGAUGAAAUCAUUUUUAGACAGAGUUAUUGGAUAGUAACUAACAUCCAGCAGCAACUUUGAGCCCAUUGGGGCCCAUGUAGUUGUAAGCUGUAGGUUUAAUUUUCUUUUAGACCUUUUGUCAAUGAGGAAGUAUCUACAGCUCAUUUUUAAUUUACUUAACAAUUGUAAUUAAUUUAAAAAGUGUGCUGUUAAAUUAGUACUUUCUUCCUCGUUGUGCAUUUUAAAGGCUCCUUGCACUCCAUCGAGUAACUAUUUGUCUCUAAAUUAUAUCUGAUCUUUGGAACCAUUUUGAGAGAAGGACAUCUUAUGAGGCCUUUUAUUGCUGUGAAUAUGUAUUUUGUUGUAUUUAUAAAAUUUAAAAAAAACAUUUCAGCUUGACUUGGGGAAACAGGAGUAGACAAGUUAACUCGAAUUUAGAGGCCCUGUCACCAAAGAGUAAGGGGACUUGAUUUAAAUGUGUCCACUGGUUUAAGUUGAAUUUUUUUUCUUUUUUAACUGUGAAUGGUUUUCCUCUUUUUUUUUUGUUUUUAUGAGACAUGCAACUUUUUAAUGCUUCAACUCAGGUUAGAGUGCGCGAGAGAGAGAGAGAGAGAAAGGGUACCAGAAUGAACUUGCCUACAAUUCCAGUAUUUGUGACUUUUUCCAUUUUUAAAAACUCUACAUCAUUUGUAGCUUAACUGGACAGCUGACCCAGUAACCGAAAUAGAAUUGAGGUCCUUUAUUUAUUUUUAUUCCACUGAAAUUUUGGCAAUGUAACCUCAAUUGGGCAGGGAGGAUUGGUCAAAGCCAGAAAGUUUAAAAUGUCUGCAAAAGGUGGUGCUUGUUCAAUUUUGAGAUCAACAGAAGCAAAAGAAAACUAACUAGCUGAUUUAUACACCUACCGUGUGUUCUGUAGAUUUCUUCCAUUUGGUCACCCAGCUCGCUCCACGCAUCUUUCUCUGGUCAGUGUUCACGGUCACUUCGUGAGCUUUCUACCGAUGUGGGUUCCUGAUGUCUGUGGUAGCAAGGUGUGGUGACACAUCCCUGAGGUAUUGGAUUAUGACAUUUUCAUAUUUCAAAAAUUUUAAACAUAUUUUUUAAAAAUGUUUCCUCUGCCCAGUUUAAGAAUACUGGUUGUUUCUAAAGCCAAGCUUUAAUUGAGCCCUUUUAUUUCUGCAGGUUUGUCAGCUUUUUAUACAGAAUUACACACGAUGGCUUUAAGGAGGUUUUGAGUUGAGAAAUUAGUUAGGGCAGAAGGGAUGCAGACAGGUCAAGCAUACAAUUAAGAUGACUGCUUUUUUACAUAACUCAUGAAUUAGGAGCAAGAGAGGUCUGCUCAGCCCCUCAAACCUGCUCUGACAUUGGAUAAGAUCAUGGCUAUCUGGACCUGAGCUCAGACCGAUCCUAGACUGAUGGGACAAAAGUUUGUUUUCAAUCUUGAGAGCCUCGUGAAGUAAACUUGGGACGGGUUGAAUCAGCUCCCUGCUGGGUAUACAGUCUCGGCUACCAAAUGACUCCUAGUUCUGCACUGAUAGCUAACCUCACUGAAAGGCCAUGAGAAUAGCUUGUGUGGAGAAAAUAAUUUAUGCGGGUGGGCAUACUGAUGAUCUUUUGGUUUUGAGGUAAAGCACAAUUAUUUUGGAGUACUGUAGAGAAAGCUGUAGUUUGCAUCUUCAUUUACGCUAUAUGUGAACUAAUGAUACUUGAAGCUGACACUGGAUCGAAGUGUUAAUUGCUCAGGACCAAGACUCUGGAUAAUCCAACAACAUUUUGAACUGUAACGCAGGAGUAGGAAUUGUGUGGGCUUUGUUAAUGUACAUCACCAUUGUCUGCACCAAUGCUUUAAAGCCAUGCAUUUGCCUAUCGAGAGAUCGUGAACAUCUUCUAAUCUGAAUUACUGCUAAACCUAAGCAGUGAAAUUGAAACUAAAUUGAACUAUAGAUGGCCUUUUCUUUGCACCCUUGUUACCCUUUUCCCUACUAUCCAGUCAUGGGGAACAAAUCCUACUGGGGCUGUAGCUCCACACAUGCAGCCUGGGUUAUGUUUGACUCGGGGGAGCAAUGAAUCUAGUUUAUUCACUAACAUAUUUUCAUUUGGGAGCAAUGGCCCAUACUGAACUCUAAAUAGUACCUAAAGCAGUGAUUGUUUAAGCCUAAAAUAUGAAUUGUCCACUUUGUAGGGGUUUGGUCAUUUUUCUUUCACUGCCUACUUGAUGUAGAUGGGAGGCAGAAACUUCUGUGUUAAAUCAACAUCAACUCCUAUCAACAGAGGCCAAGCAACUAGUUGGGACAAACUAGGUAUUGGAGCAUGUCAUAAUUAUUAGAAAACUGUUUACAAAAUUGAAUGCACCUACAAGGAAAUUGCUCUCAGCUUUACAAUGUCUGCCUGUGCUACUUUGCACCAACCUCUAGGACUCCUUACCUAAUGGCUCGACUGGAGGUAUGGAACUGUGGGUUAAUCUGCAUCAUGCUGUAUCUCAUUGACUGCCUGCUUCCAUUUUAAGCUCCUUCUGAAAACUGAUGCAAUAUUCAUUAUCAGCCCUUUUUUCUCUUUAUUCCCACUCAUGUGCCUGCCCAAAAUGUAACUCAUAAUUAUGGUAGGAAAAGGGUGGUGGUAACACAGUAUUCCUCUAAUAGGAGAUGAAAUGUUAAAAGGUCUCAGCCUAUAGAUCUGAUUGAGGGAGGGGAUGGAAAGAUGGGUUGCUGUUUUGAUCUGAUCUGUCUUAGCAGUCGUAGUUAUUGAGCCAAUCGUGAAUUAAGCUGCUUGGUUUAAGAAUGCGGGCUUUUUAAUUUACAGUUUCAACUGGAGUUCCUUUUUUUUAGUGUUUACACAGUGUACCACUGUGUUGACGACCUAUUUUGGGCGCCAAUCCUAGCACGUUCCUGUGCUUCAGCUAUCCAGUUAGGUAUUCCUGUUCCAUGUCUAUGAAUCAUUGUUGAACUGUUGUAGCACAUUUAUCAUGUACUUGUGAAACUGGCCAAUAUAUAUAUAUAUAAAUAUAUAUUAAAAGAUGCUUAUUCAGUCUGAAUUGUAAUGGAGAAAUUUUACUUUUUUUUUCCCUUUUGCCUAAAAUACUAUUUAGUAUGUGCUUUAACUGAUGGGCUAGUAUUCACAGACUGAUGUGUACCAGGUUUUCUUUUCUUUUUUUACAGAUUAUUUCUGUAAAUUUAACAUACUGCAAUGAACUGUGCUCGUUUGUAUUUUUAAAUAAACACAUGUACACUAUGAA